Glycine soja is the source of this 1587-nucleotide messenger RNA. RefSeq lists its product as uncharacterized. The record is from RefSeq and is a predicted model, not a curated record. Lineage: Eukaryota; Viridiplantae; Streptophyta; Magnoliopsida; Fabales; Fabaceae. Bases 1 to 1587 code for a protein of 528 amino acids. The transcript is spliced from 2 exons. Gene Ontology annotation, molecular function: nucleic acid binding.
AUGAAUGCGAAGCACUUGUUCAACAGUCUCAGGAGCUAUGGUGACUUGCAAGAGGUGGUGAUUCCGACAAGGAGAAAUAGGAUGGGUAAAAGAUUCGGUUUUGCUCGUUUUUGCCGGAUUCAAGAGCCGGAACGAUUCGCCAUGAAGCUAGACAAUAUUUUCAUUGGAAGGGAUAAGCUUUUUGCAAAUCUUCCUCGAUAUCAAAGAGAUCAAGCGAAGAAGAUGCCCGGGGGGCCAAUAUCUAAGGAGAGUGAGCCGGUGGUACGGAAGUCAACUCAGGUGUGGAAACCGAAAGUCAUUGGCCAAGCUUGUAAAAUUACAAACGGAUCCAUGCAUGACCAAAUGGGUGGCGAGCUGAAGUAUGAGGCAAAGGUGGAGGAUAUGAAGCGUCUAAGUAUAGCUAUGGUCGGCGUUGUGAUACAUCCGGGCCAAUCUUAUCUUAUACAAGAACAUUUUGCUAUGCAAGGGGUGUCUACAAUUUUAGUUACUCCCUUAGGAGCUAACAUGGUUCUCUUAGAAGGUAGUGUAGAUGACGAGGACUUCCAAGGCUACAUAGAGGAAGCGAAAGGGUGGCUACAACAAUGGUUCAAAGAAAUCAAGCCGCGGAAUGCGUCGAUCGUAGACGAGGAGAGAUUGGUUUGGGUGAGAUGUUACGGGGUUCCAAGCCACGUAUGGGACUCCGAUUUCUUCUCUUUUUUAACGAAGGAUAUUGGCGUUUUUGUACAUUCUGAUGACAACACCAUGAAGAGAAAGACAAUGGAUGUAGCUCGAUUAAUGGUGCGCACAGUCAAAAAAGAGGCAAUUAAUAUGAUCCGCAAGGUGUGUAUCAAUGGCGUCUCUUUUUCCAUUAAGAUGGUGGAGGAUUGGUUUGGUCCAAUACAAUGGAGUAGUUUACAGGAUCAAAGUAAGCGCGAGUUAUAUAAUGAUGAAAAUUCUUCUAGUGACGAUGAAGUGUGGCCGGAGAGUUCGCCGGAAGAUGAUUUGGUGGAGGAGGAUGAUGAAGCUGGCAGUUAUGGAAAUAAUUCAACAUUAAAUGAGGCAUUAAUUGGAAUAUCAAUUUCAAAUUCAAAUGUAGGCAAUAAUGAGUUGAAUCAUUUGGGUCCAGUUUUUAAUAAUAACUCAGGCCCAUUAUUGGAAAGACUCUCUUCAAUCCAAAGAAACAAUCUCUCUUCUCAGAUCCCACGCGUGAAACAGAGAAAACUUUCCAAACGUGGCUUGCUCUCAAAACCGGGUCGGGCAUCACGUUCCAACAGGGUCAAUCAUGAUUUGAAAUCAAUUUCUCAGCAAUCCUCCAUGAACGAAGCUCCUGUAAAGUCGCGCACAGCAACAGAGCAAGCCUCAACGCAUUUCUCUGGUGGCUCGGUCUUGUGCGGUGGGUCGUUGUCAAGCGCUGAUAUGCGUUUAUGUAACAACAAGUUCUGGGUUUUACAGAGCAAAUCAGUGGCGCAGAGGGUUUGGGAAGAGGCACGUCACAUAGGGGUGGAAGGCACGGAGAAGGACGAGGUGUACAUUCAGCAGAUUAAUUUAUGUGAGAGCAGAGAUGCAGUUGCAAAGCAGCAGAGGGUGAACAACAAUGGUGUCUCAUGA